This is a messenger RNA of Solanum pennellii, 795 nucleotides long. RefSeq lists its product as uncharacterized. The transcript has 2 exons. The coding region runs from base 23 to 640 and encodes 205 amino acids. NCBI's taxonomy places the organism in Eukaryota, Viridiplantae, Streptophyta, Magnoliopsida, Solanales, Solanaceae. The record is from RefSeq and is a predicted model, not a curated record.
AUCAAAAAAAUAAAAUUCAUUAAUGGCUUCAAACAAAAAUUUGCCAGUAUUUUGCAUUGUUUUGUCAAUUGUAGCAGCAGCUACUAUUGCUUCUGCAAAUAACAAUUAUGAAAAUAGUUAUGGCAAUGAUGCCCCAAAAACAUACAAGAAGGAUGUGCAUACAAAAGGAUUAGUCCCAGAAGCAAAUAUUAUUGCUGUUCAAGGAAUGAUUUAUUGCAAAUCUGGAUCUAAACACAUUCCACUUAAGGGAGCCGUAGCAAGGAUAACAUGUCUAGGCACGGAAAAACACGGACACGAAACCGCUCCAUUCUCCUUUUCAAGUUACCAAUCGGACGCAAAAGGUUAUUACUACGCAGUAUUUUCACUAAAUGAGCUCAAAGAAUAUGAUCAAUCAUGCACAAUUACACAAUGCAAAGCCUUCUUAGAAAGCUCUUCACUUGAAGAAUGUGAUGUACCAACUGAUGAAAAUAAUGGUAAAACAGGAGCUAUUCUUACUUCUUAUCGAUUACUCAAUGAAUAUGCUGAGAAGAAAACAGUAUUGUACUCUGUUGCACCUUUUGUUUACACUUCCGAAGAUGAUGGUGAUGAUGAUGCUGAUUACACUAAAUCCAAUUACUACAAACGUGAAGGGGGUUAUUAGAUCUUUUUUUUUAUAUAUUAAUAAUUUAUCAUCCAUGAAAUUUGACAUUUUUAAUUGUUUUUUUGGUUGUAAUUUGCAAUUUUUUUGAUGAUUUAUUUGUAUGCAAGAAAAUGGGAGCAUCAUUUAAUUUGAAGUUUGUGUUUUGACAAUGAGUA